Messenger RNA from Condylostylus longicornis, 591 nucleotides. RefSeq names its product PHD finger-like domain-containing protein 5A (gene Phf5a). Gene Ontology annotation, biological process: mRNA splicing, via spliceosome. The record is from RefSeq and is a predicted model, not a curated record. The transcript has 4 exons. Gene Ontology annotation, cellular component: U12-type spliceosomal complex; U2 snRNP; catalytic step 2 spliceosome. The coding region runs from base 128 to 463 and encodes 111 amino acids. NCBI's taxonomy places the organism in Eukaryota, Metazoa, Arthropoda, Insecta, Diptera, Dolichopodidae.
UAUGUCUUAUUCUUGUUUCUCCUGUUUAUUUUCCUAAUACAAAACAUAAAACAAACAAUUUAAGUUAAUAUAAAACAUUGAUAAAAAAUUUUUACACACAUUUUAUAGCUACGAUUAAAAAAUAAAAAUGGCAAAACAUCAUCCAGAUUUAAUUUUUUGUAGAAAACAGCCCGGAGUUGCUAUCGGACGCCUUUGUGAAAAGUGUGAUGGAAAGUGUGUAAUAUGCGACUCAUAUGUUAGACCUUGCACCUUAGUUCGAAUUUGUGACGAAUGCAAUUAUGGAUCAUAUCAAGGUAGAUGUGUUAUUUGUGGUGGUCCUGGUGUUUCUGAUGCUUAUUAUUGCAAAGAAUGUACAAUACAAGAAAAAGAUCGGGAUGGUUGCCCGAAAAUUGUUAAUUUGGGAAGCUCUAAAACGGACUUAUUUUAUGAAAGAAAAAAAUAUGGUUUUAAGCAAAGCUAUUAACCAUGUCUCAUGGUUUCGGAUAAUUCAAGUUGGUUUUUCUUCUACAUUUCUAAUUUUGUACUCUGCGGCAAAAAAAUGAGAUCUUAAAAUAAUUUGUGAAAAAAAUAAAAAUUUAAGAUAAAAAUAAA